This is a messenger RNA of Phoenix dactylifera (date palm), 1206 nucleotides long. RefSeq names its product putative peroxidase 26. Gene Ontology annotation, molecular function: peroxidase activity; heme binding. The record is from RefSeq and is a predicted model, not a curated record. Gene Ontology annotation, biological process: response to oxidative stress; hydrogen peroxide catabolic process. NCBI's taxonomy places the organism in Eukaryota, Viridiplantae, Streptophyta, Magnoliopsida, Arecales, Arecaceae.
AGAAAUAACUUAUAGAUGAAGAAAAGGAUGAGGUGCAAAGGGGAGUGGUUACUAGUGUUCCUUGUGCUGCACUCGUUGGCCACGACGCAGUUGCAUGUAGCUGAAGGUGCUACAAAGCUGCCCUUAAAUGGGCUGGUGCUCCAUUACUACAAGAAGCAUACCAACUGCACCUAUGCAGAGGAGUUCAUCAAGCACUUGGUGAAGAAGGCAUGGGAGUUCGACAGGUCCAUCACCCCCGCCCUUCUUCGCCUCGCCUACACCGAUUGCUUCGUGACGGGUUGCGAUGCUUCGAUUCUUUUGGAUGGGAAGAGCUCAGAGAAGGCGGCACCUCAGAACUCAGGGUUAAGGGGGUUUGAUGUUAUUGACAGGAUCAAGAGAGUUUUGGAAGCUCGGUGCCCAGGGACGGUCUCCUGUGCUGAUAUCAUACACCUUGCUGCUAAAGAUGCAGUAGCCCUGGCUGGUGCACCUAAGUACCCAGUAUUUACAGGGAGACGCGACGGCAUGCAAUCCACCGCCAAAUCGGUAGACCUACCAUCUCCUUCCAUUUCAUGGGAUCAAGCCCUUGCCUACUUCCAGUCUCGAGGUCUCGACGUGCUUGACCUUGGAACUCUUUUAGGUGCCCACACCAUGGGGGUGACCCACUGCCAUUACAUCCAUGAUCGGAUUCAUAAGUUCAACCACACCGGAAAACCUGACCCGAGCAUGGCUCCAUCUCUCGCCCGCCGGCUGAGGCAGAAAUGCCAGCCGAAAUGCUACGACGGGCACCGAGACCCGACCGUCUUCCUCAAUCCCACAUCUGGCAAGAACUACACCUUUGAGAACUCCUACUACAAACGAGUACUGAGGAAGUUGGGUGUGCUUGGAAUAGACCAGCAGUUCAUCUUCUCCGAGGAUGGACUACGGAUAGCUAAGCAGUUUGCUGAUAAUUUUGAAGAUUUCAGGCGUUAUUUUGCUUUUACAAUGAGCCGAAUGGGGAGCAUAGGAGUGCUGACAGGCAACCGAGGUGAGAUUCGGCAUCACUGUCGUUACACAAAUGCAGAGUAUCCAAAAAUUUGAAGUGAGGAAUCACAUCUUGACCAUUUUAGUUGAAGUUCAUCUUGUUUCCUUUGGCAGCUUGGAGCUCUUCUUAUUUCUAGACUGAGUGGUGUACUUAACUAGAUCAUCACCUAUUCAAAUAAUGAAGGAUUGUCUUUUUUGAUCCAUUAA